GCAAACUGAAAUCAUACUGACUACAUCAAUUCCCCACCACCCGAUCUUCUCUCCCUCUUCAUUCUCUACAACUCGAUCCAAUCCAGACAGUUUAGUCGCAUCCAAACCAUAGUCACAAUGGGUAUCCUUGAGAAGCUUUCCCGCAAGUCCGGCGUCAUCGUCGGUGAUGACGUCCUCCGUCUCUUCGAGUACGCUCAGGAGAAGCAAUUUGCUAUUCCCGCCAUUAACGUCACCUCCUCUUCCACCGUCGUCGCUUGCCUUGAGGCCGCUCGCGACCAGAACUGCCCCAUCGUUCUCCAGAUCUCUCAGGGUGGUGCUGCCUACUUCGCUGGAAAGGGUGUCAGCAACGAUGGCCAGAAGGCCUCCAUCGCUGGUUCCAUCGCCGCUGCCCACUACAUCCGCAGCAUUGCUCCCGCCUACGGCGUUCCCGUCGUCCUCCACACCGACCACUGCGCCAAGAAGCUGCUUCCUUGGCUCGACGGUAUGCUCGACGAGGAUGAGCGCUACUUCAAGCAGCACGGCGAGCCCCUCUUCUCCAGCCACAUGAUCGAUCUGUCUGAGGAGCCCGUUGACUACAACAUUGACACCACCGCCAAGUACCUGAAGCGUGCUGCCCCUAUGAAGCAGUGGCUCGAGAUGGAAAUCGGUAUCACUGGUGGUGAGGAGGACGGUGUCAACAACGAGGACGUUGACAACAACUCCCUGUACACUCAGCCCGAGGACAUCCUGGCCAUCCACAACGCUCUCGCCCCCAUCAGCCCCUACUUCUCCAUUGCCGCUGGUUUCGGUAAUGUCCACGGUGUCUACAAGCCCGGCAACGUCCGUCUGCACCCCGAGCUUCUGAAGAAGCACCAGGCCUACGUCAAGGAGAAGAUCGGCUCCAAGAAGGACAAGCCCGUCUACUUCGUCUUCCACGGUGGCUCUGGUUCCAGCAAGGAGGAGUACAAGGAGGCCAUCAGCUACGGUGUCGUCAAGGUCAACCUCGACACCGAUAUGCAGUACGCCUACAUGUCCGGUGUCCGUGACUACGUUCUCAACAAGAAGGACUACCUCAUGACCCCUGACAAGCCCAACAAGAAGCACUUCGAUCCCCGUGUGUGGGUUCGUGAGGGUGAGAAGACCAUGAGCAAGCGUGUGCAGGUUGCUCUGGAGGACUUCAACACUGCUGGCCAGCUGUAGAAGGUCUUGACUUGGACGUUCUUCUACCUUUGACUUGGGAAAACCGAGAUUUCUAUUUAUCUUCCAGAUACCAGUACAUAAAAUGAGCAAAUGAAUGGA
Aspergillus novofumigatus IBT 16806 is the source of this 1278-nucleotide messenger RNA. RefSeq names its product fructose-bisphosphate aldolase FBA1. The transcript has 6 exons. Bases 118 to 1179 code for a protein of 353 amino acids. Gene Ontology annotation, cellular component: cytosol. Gene Ontology annotation, biological process: gluconeogenesis; glycolytic process. Gene Ontology annotation, molecular function: fructose-bisphosphate aldolase activity; zinc ion binding. Lineage: Eukaryota; Fungi; Ascomycota; Eurotiomycetes; Eurotiales; Aspergillaceae. The record is from RefSeq and is a predicted model, not a curated record.